Messenger RNA from Vidua chalybeata, 4664 nucleotides. RefSeq lists its product as uncharacterized. The transcript has 2 exons. The record is from RefSeq and is a predicted model, not a curated record. Lineage: Eukaryota; Metazoa; Chordata; Aves; Passeriformes; Viduidae. Bases 1395 to 2426 code for a protein of 343 amino acids.
ACUGUGGUGCUGCUUGGAAUGCAGCACAGCAAGGUUCAUCCCACUGGCACUGUUCAUUCCCACAUGGAAUUGUGUCCCUAUCCCCAUGCUGCCCCAGCCCAAGGAGGCACAGAGCCAGAGCAGUGCCGUGGCUGCCCAGGAGGGUGUUGUAAACAAGGGGCAGUGAAAUGUUUGAUCUGAAUCCAUCCGCUGGCCCCUAAUCCCCACCCGAGGCCCUGGUGCCUCACCACUUCCCAGCCUCCCUGAGCUGCUCCCGGCCAGGCAGCAGAAGGUCACCAGGGGCUGCUGGCCCUGUCCCCCGCCACACCCACGAGGGCAUCGGCACCACCGCGAGGCUGCCAGGGCCGCCAGGGCCCUGUGGUGGCAGAAAGCAGGCUGAGUUGUCCCCAGGUCGGGGUUUAACCCUGUGCUGCUGCUGCCGUGGCAGGGGCAAGGUCUCCCUCUGCUUUCCCCCGUGUUUCAGAGAUCCCCCCUUGGCUGCAUCCCUCCCGGAACGAGCAUCCCCCGAGCUGCUGCAGGCACUGCCCGCACCGGCGGGGCCGCUCUGUCCCCAGGGGCCUGCAGGGGACACGAUUGCCAUGGGGACUCCCCGGGGACGGGAGCAGCUCGGAGUGAAGUGGAGCCGUAAGUGGCUCCUGCGUCACGUGGCGAGGAUAAGUGCAAAAUGGCCCUAUUAUGAUAAUUGCCCGGAAUUAUGAUUGAUGGAGAUUAGCUGCUUAUUUGAGGAAAUGGCAGGCACACGUGUGACACGGGCAGGCCGGGGACAGCCACCGGGGCACGGGGGCACGGGGCACGUCAGGAUGGCUCUUACGGCACCAACAGUCACUGCCAUCCAUCCCAGGAGCUGCCACAUCCCCGGGCUGGGAUGUGCCACCACCCAGGGACACCGGGUGAAGCGUGGCACGAGGACGGGCCGGUGUGACCCACUCCCACCCCAUCCUGCCCAUGGAGGGCUCCUGGCUCCUCCUGCCAACUGCGUUAAGGACAUCCCUGAUCAGGGGCAAAGCUGUUAACCAGGGAUGGCCGCUGCUCUCUGUGUGCUCCUGGUGCCUGCCCCAGCACCCCUGUGCCUCCCAGUGAAUGUGGCUCCCAGUAAAUGACUUCUUUUGGGAGAAACUGAGCAGGAGCUGGGCUCUUCCCUGUCUCCUGCCUGGAGAUUCCCAUCCCGUUCCCUUGGCCUUAGGGGCCCUCUAAAAGCAUUGGCACCAGGAGCAUCCACGCUACAGUGGAGACACAAGCCACAUGCCCACUUCCACCUUCAAAAAGACACCCAAACCAGGGGCUUUGGGAAGAAAAGCUGGAAAAGCAGGGUUGGCUGCUACGCCAAUGCCUGGCCAGGAUGGAGUCAUGGCACGACUGAACCACCAGGGCCAGGAUUUUGGCACGAGUUGGGGAUGCUCCGUUGCACAAGGCUGAGAUGGCCGUGCCAGGCGACAGGCGGCCGGAGGGCACCCCAAAACCCCCACCCAUCCCCAGAAGUCCCUCCUCCGCUCUCCCCUUCCCAAUUUCCCGGGCCCCCCUAUGCAGCAGACGGAUGCUGGGUAAGAGGUGUGUCUGUGGGAGCCGUGCUCGCCACGCAGCAUCGCCGGUCUGCGGCGGCGCUUGCCAUCCCUGCCAUGGCUUUCCCGCCUGGGCUGGGGGCACAACGUGGGGCAGACGGGGCUGAGCCUCUGCACGCGACGCCGGCACCACGGACGGGCUCUGGAGCCUGCGCCAAGGGACGAGGACGUCGCCCAGCUGGCCUUGGCGAUUGGAAGGGGUCCCUGGUGGGUCCCCGCCACCGGGCACGGCGAUGCCAAGUCCUUUCUCUGCCUUCUCCCCUUUUCCUCCCCCCAUUUGGCAUUUGGCAGCGGAGCCGUGGCGGCGGCUGGGGCGUGCAGUGCCGGGGAAGGGCUGCCAAGCCUCGGCAGCCCCCCGCGGCCCCCUGGCCCCCCGUGCCAAGGCUGGUGGCUGGCAGAAGGGCUGCCUGCGCCUGGCAGGGCUCCGUCAGCUGCGGGAGGAUCCCUGUGCCGCGCUCGCUGCCAAUUUCCCUGCGAGCUGGCACCGCAGGCGGCUCCGGAGGCACCGGCAGAGAAGGAUGGGGAGGACGGAUUGUGAAGGGGAGAAAGGGAGGAAAAAAAAAAAAAAUAAUGGACACAUGCCAUCGCUGGAGCGGUAAGGCUGCCAAAACGCCAGCAGGCAGCGGGGGCCAAAACCCACCGGCGGCGGAGAGGAGGGUCUGGCAGCGCGUCCCGGCAUGGGCACAUGGAGGACGGGCAGCGUGGAGGAGGCACGGCGUGGCCGAGGCAGGACGGGCGGCAGCCGCAGGAGCCGGAGAGGACAGAGGUCUCAGGCCCAUAGGAGCCGCCCCAGCCUGGCCCUGGAUGUCACUGUGCCACCCCUCCCUGUUGUGGGACAAUCCUGGGGCUGUGGCUCACGUGAUGUGACGGAUGUGGAUGUGCCACCAGCCUGCUCCUUGCUGGGACGCGCCAACAACUGCUGAGCACCAAAUCCGCUGGGAUGUGGCAACGGGAAUGGGAUUUCCCCUGUGACCCCCCUGCAGCCACCAGGAUUCAGCAUCCCCAGCAGUGAAGAAGGUUCAUUCAUCCAGAGGUUUAUCCAUGCAAGCACAAGUGGAGCUUUACCAAACAUGCCCAGGCCCUGCUGGCUGCCUUGGGAGCCAGGAUUCUGCCUGGGAAGGAGGAACGUGCUCCCCACCCCUGCUGCAACCAAUGGGAGCAUCACCCAGGGGACCUGCAUGGACACUCCGAGGGCUGUGCCAGGACCUGCUUUGCUCACCCGGAGCUCACCAGUCCUAAUCCCAGCCCUUCCCCGUGCCCUGGGGAUGCUCCGGGCUGUCUGCCCGAUCCCCACCCCACACCGGGAGCUCUGGGUGCACAGGGCCAUCCCGCCCUUCUAUCCCCAAGGAACUGGGCUGGGGAAUCUUGCGAGGGGCUGGUUUUGGAGUGGGUUGGGGGGGGCUGGAGGAGGCUGCGGGGGUGCUGGGUGCUGCGGGUGCCCGGGCGCAGGCGGGAGCUGCCGGUCACUGCCAGGUUACAUCUGCCGGGGCACGCAAGAGUGACUCCAGAUGCAUUAGAAGUGCCGUGCUCCAAUUUCAAUUUCAUCGUCUCACAAUCAUUUUCAGGCUCCUCUUAGUGCCACAUUAACGAAGCCUGCUCGUUUGAAUGCAUAAUUAGCCCAAGCAUUCUACCUCGCUAAUUUCGAAGCAAGGGGGGGGGGAGAGAAGGGGGGGAAUUUGCAUAUUAAUUUAGCAGAGGGAGAGAAAAACUGUUUACCACUUGCUUCUUGCUGUUGAUCACAGCGGACUUAACUCUUUCCCGGGUGCCAUCUGGAGCUGCGGAGCCGGCGCCCAGCCGGCACGUGGGACGGGCUGCAAAGGUUACACACAGCAAUUAAAUCCUGCCGACCACCCGGGCUGCCCUCGGGAGCUCACUGGGAGCGCUGGGGUUGCGGCUCCUGGGAGCACAGGGCAGAUGAAAGGCGGCUGAGGUGGAGGUGGCAGCUCCAGCGUGUCCCCUGGCCCUCCUCCCUGCGUGGUUCCAGGCUGAAAAGCCACCCAUUGUCACCCCCUCGGGGUGGCGGGGUCCCCUCCCAGAUCCGUCCCUGCCAUCCUUGGCGAAGCCAGGAGAAGGGAUUCCCAACAGUGUCAUCCCUCCUGCAAAGAGUGGCCGGGUCCACUCUGUCAUCCCCGGUGUGUCCCCUUCAAAGGGACACAUUUGCCCCCACGGCUCUCUGAUUUUUAGUAUCAUCCACCCAUAAUGUGGUGUUGGAUGAGCGUGUGCCUUCCCCAAAGCCCCUCUGCAGCGGGAGUGUCCCGUGGAAUCCGCGCACACGGGGUCCCCACGGAUGCUGCACACAAAGAGCACCCAAGGAGCAGGGAGGGCAGCCUGGCUGAGCACUGACAACUCAUGACAGCCCCCCAAACACCAUCUCCCUUUGUCUGGGAGUCUGUGGGCGUCUUGAGCCGAGGCUGGAGGUAAUUUGUCUGUCUCCUGCAGCGGGUUGUCAUCUCGCAUCUGUGAGCCAGUUCCGUUUGCACUGCCAUUAAAAAAAUCUCAGGUCUGACAGGUAGUAAAAAAAAAAAAAAUUAAAAAAAUAGCAACAGGAUGUUGGGAAUAUCACGGGCUCGUCGCAGCUGGACCACCCUCACAUCCAGCUAUCACUAUCCAGGUAUUUGGAUUUGAGGGUGGUCGCAGCUGCAGUGAGCCCUGUUUUGGCCUUUGGACAUGCAUCCCUAGGGAUAUCCCCCUGGCACCUCCAUCCCAGCUCCCCGAAAUGCCUUCCUCACCCCUGGAGACCCCCUGCCCCAUCAUCCACCCUGUCUCGCUGGCUCGGAGCCAUCCCAGCGCGUCACAGCGAUUUGGGGACACCUCCAUCCUCGGCAUCCCUGUCUGACUCCCGCAUCCCAGCCGCACGGAGCCAUGCCCGGGGGUUUAUCCUGCCCCCUGCUCCGGGAGCGCGGGGCUGAGGGCAGGGGGCGCAUCCCAAACGUGGGUGAGGGGUCUCCGGAGUGGCCGGAGCGGUGCCGGCGCUGCGGAGGAGCGCGGGGCUGGCUCGGAAAGGGUUAACAGUUGAUUACAGCCUUUGUCUCCGCAUCAGUGUACAUAAUGCGCCCGCAUUUGCAUACUGCAGUGUGCGCUCAAUUAAAAUGAACUUUUAAUUUC